Daldinia caldariorum is the source of this 2000-nucleotide messenger RNA. RefSeq lists its product as uncharacterized. Lineage: Eukaryota; Fungi; Ascomycota; Sordariomycetes; Xylariales; Hypoxylaceae. The record is from RefSeq and is a predicted model, not a curated record. The coding region runs from base 371 to 1552 and encodes 393 amino acids. The transcript has a single exon.
GGUACCUAUGCGCCUGUAUCCAAGCGAUAUGAGCUGUAAUUCUUCACAUAAAUUGCGGUAGGUACGUUAGUCAUCAUACGUAUGCUAGGGAUAAAAAGUACUUAAAUCUAUAAGCCAAACCCACGCAGAAUUAAGUAUCUAUUCGUAGGAACAUUAUAUGGCAGAGCACCUGCCGCAAUUUUAUCCUGUUUAAAUGGAAGGUCCGUCGAACUGAUACAUGUGACCAGAAAUCCCCUAAAUCCCACAAACCUUUGAUCGUUCCUUCCUACCACAUCAAAUACGCAAAAUAUCGAAAAAAAGCAAUAAAAGACGCCGUCAACAAUUUAAACCGAAUAACGCUUUUCUUUUAUAUAUUUAGGUAUCUUCUACCAUGUGGGCCUAUCCGGGAGGCGUGUCCCCAGCGGAGGAUGAGAGGAAGAAAUACCAAAAUGAGAUACGUCUCCUCAAGGAGAGACUCGAAGAGGCCCAGUCCGAAAAAGUCGAGGUAAAACGACGUCAUGACCAAGAAAUUAAAAACCUCGGCGACGCUCUCACACCCACCGUAGCGGCUCGUUCUCAACUUGAAAAGGAGAAGGCCGAGGCCGAGAAACAGCUGAAUUCGGCGUUCGAGGAGCUGCGCCUUCGAGACCAGCACGUGAAGCAGCUGGAAGACUCCUUGUCGUCAUUGCGUAUUCGUACCUCUAGCUUGGAAGCAAGUAUCGCAAAUUAUGUAGAUUCUUCCCUAGGGUCGAUACCCAGUACUGAACUCUUCCAACUCUUACGCGACCUGGGCGACAAGACCCCAAUGCCGCAGAGGAAAGAGGGCCCGUUCUCCCUGGGGUGGAUCGUAGAGGCGCCGUGGGACGAUAGCAACCCCGUGGCCUUCGACGAAAUCCGGCCCUCGACGGUCGAGAGGGUAGUGCAGCUGACGUCGGCUCUGUGGGCGAGCGUGGAAGCGCCCAGCUAUCCGCCAGCCGUCUUCGAGCUCUUCCGGCUUAUAACCGUGGAGUUUGCUAAUAGCCCAGCGCCGGCCGUAUACAGGGCAAUUCCCCGUCUGGCUUGCGCGCUCAAGAGAGGUGUGGGUGCCAAAUCCUUGAGCGAGCAGUACUUCGCGAUCAUGGCAUACCACGAGCUUCACAAAGCGGCUCUAUAUCUCUUCGGCGAGCAGGGCCUAGAAGACCACGGGACCCUAGGCUUCGAGAUAAACGCAACCCUCGGCAGCGCGUGCGACAAGCUCAUAAAGGCCUUGGAUAAGAUUGUCUCUUUGGCCGAAGGACAGGAUCCGUAUGAAACCUUCAACAAAUAUCUCAAGUAUGGAACAAUCCUUAUUGGCAAGAUCGGGGUGAUGACCUCGAAGGGUUGUGACUACUGUCUGGUGCUGGACUUCGAGAAGAACAGCUUUAGGCGAGUGAGCAAGAGCUUAGUCAGUGAGGUGGACUACAGCGAGUGGCCGCUUAAAAUGACAAUGUCCAUCGCGUCGCCGUCAAGCCGAUGGCGCGAUGUGAUAUUCGAAAAUGUAGCGGGGUGGGAAGCAAUCUGGUGGGCAGAAUUCUUUGAUAGACCAAGUAGUUAAACGACGAAGGAGCGAACUAAUUGACAUACCUACCUUACCUACCUAACCCCUAAAGUAACCUAACCCAUCAUCAAAUGCAUCAGAGCACCUUUAUAAAAUCUUAUUAGCGAGCGGUUUCCGUAGGUAUUUGCUUAAUGGACCACGGCUAUCUACUCGGUCCCAGGAUGUAAGGCGGCAAGUAUAGGUACCCGUAACGGCCCGGUGCGGCUUGAUAAUGGUUCGCACUAUUAGACAGGAAGCAUUAUUGUACUUUUUCCAAGGUAGAAGUGAGUUAAGGGAAACGCCGCGCUUUUAUCUGUAGCAGCGCGUGGCAGGUGUAGGUCGCUAGGCGCCUACGUUGACUCGGAGAGGGGCAUCCACAACCGAGUUUCCGCCCCAUAGGGAAAAAAAAAAAAAAAAAAAAAAAAAAAAAAGAAAUUGCGCACCUGCGUAGCCUCAACAAAUUAUC